This is a messenger RNA of Rhizophagus irregularis DAOM 181602=DAOM 197198, 708 nucleotides long. NCBI's taxonomy places the organism in Eukaryota, Fungi, Glomeromycota, Glomeromycetes, Glomerales, Glomeraceae. The record is from RefSeq and is a predicted model, not a curated record.
AUGCGAGUGAAGGAUCAAGAAAUGGAUGAAUACGAUGAUUACAAAACUCCAACAUCUUCAAGAAAUAAUACGCAAAGUAUGGUCCUAGAAGAUGAUUUGUUUAUUAUGUCACGAAACAGUACACAACGAACAGAUCAAGAUAUGGAUGAAUACGGGGACGAGACUCCAUUUAGUUCUCAAAAUAAUACACAACAAACUGAUCAAGGAAUGAUUGAGAAUUACGAAGAAGAAAAUAAUCAAGAAAUGGAAAAUGAGAGUCCUCCUAAAAAAAGGAAACGAACAACAAAGAAAAAGGAUGAAACUCGAGAUAAUGAAACAUCAACAACAAUUAAUAAAAAAAGUCGACGUGCUCCGACCACCACACGUAAAGAAUCCACUUCAAAAAGAAAAUCCAAGAAAAAGCCCGCUUCGCAAACUAUAUCUUCCGAUACUGAGCUUCCCAAAGAAUUAAUUAGCGAAACAAUCACUUCAGAAACUUCAGAAAAUCAAGUUAAAACUAAAAAAUCUCCUGCUGGUAGAAAUUUUUGGAGUUUAGAAGACGAUAAAAAGUUAGUUGAUGCAGUUUUGGUGAAUUUACAAGAUGUCCCUUGGUCUAAAAUUGCUCGUGAAAAUUUUUCUAAUCGUGACAGAUCUGGUUGUUAUAACAGGUGGAAUGUCUUAAAGAAAAGAUUAUAUCAAGAUAUGAAUGGUAGUAGCGGUGAAAAAUAA